Molecule: messenger RNA, 1692 nt
Organism: Trichoderma breve
Lineage: Eukaryota; Fungi; Ascomycota; Sordariomycetes; Hypocreales; Hypocreaceae
Product: major facilitator superfamily domain-containing protein
Exons: 7
Coding region: 1-1692 (563 amino acids)
Biological process (GO): transmembrane transport
Molecular function (GO): transmembrane transporter activity
Source: RefSeq, a predicted model, not a curated record
AUGGGUAACAGGGCAGCAUCCGUCUCGGAAUUUGCUGGCAGCGUCGAGCCUGAUCAACAACCUAGCAGGGGGAAACGCUCGUUGGCUUCUGACGUCGAGAAGGGGCCGAUCAACGAAGCCAUUGGUCAAUCCAACGCCCCGGGGCCAACGAUUCAAACAUACACAAAUUUACAAUGGGUGUCCGUGUUGAUAGCCAUAUACAGCAGCGAGUUCCUAUACGGCCUCGACACCACCAUCGUUGCCGAUAUCCAGGGUUCCAUCAUUUCUGAUCUAGGGGGUGUGACCAAGCUAGGAUGGCUCUCCGUCGGGUUCCCACUGGGCAGUGUGGCUACCAUGCUGAUGUUUGGCAAGGCAUAUGCCAUCUUCGACAUCAAAUGGCUCUACUUUGGUUCGCUAGUCACUUUCACUGCAGGGUCGGCUCUUUGUGGAGCUUCUCCGAAUAUGGAUGCCCUCAUCGUCGGCAGAGUAUGUGCCGGAGCUGGCGGAGCCGGAAUGUAUCUAGGCGUCCUGAAUCUCAUCACUGUUAAUACCAACGAGAAGCGGCGGUCCUCUUACAUUGCCUUUAGCGGAGUGGUUUGGGGCUUGGGUUGUGUGCUGGGUCCUAUUAUUGGGGGCGCCUUUGCCGACAGCAAUGCGACUUGGCGAUGGGCGUUUUACCUCAACGUUGUUCUCUUCGGCCUGUUCUCUCCGGUAGUGGUUUUCGUUAUCCGAUCACACAGCUUCCGCCCGAACGAGUCCUUUGCGUUCAAGAUCAGGUCCAUCGAUUGGAUAGGCGCCGUCCUAAAUGCGGCCAUCUAUACUGUAUUUGUCGUCAUCUUCACCUUUGCGGGGUCAGAGUGGGCAUGGGAUAGCGGCCAGGUAAUUGCUUUAUGGAUUGUCUUGGCAGUCAUCCUUGCGGCUUUCGCAGCGAGCCAGUAUUUUACUGUAUUCACGACAAGAGACAACCGGCUCUUCCCUGGAGAGUUCCUUCGCAGCCGUACCAUGGUUCUUCUUUACGUCUGCCAGGCUGCGGUGGCAGCUGCCCUGUUUAUUCCGAUCUACUACAUCCCUCUAUAUUCCCAGUUUGUGUUUGGAGAUCGAUCGAUCCAGGCUGGAGUUCGUCUCCUGCCUCUCAUCAUCAUUGGCGUAGCAGCAAACAUGUUUCAGGGAGUCAUGGCGCCCCGCUUGCCAUAUUACAUGUCCUGGUUCUUGAUAUCUGGCAUCUUCACCUUGACUGCCGGAGCCCUCUUCUACGCGGCUGUCGACACUAAUACGUCUUCUUCUCGACUCUACGGCUUUUCUGUCAUUCUGGCAAUUGGCGCUGGCCUGACGCAACAAACGGCAUAUGGUGUCGCUCCAUCCAAAGUGCCACCCAGUCGCAUCCCGGAAGCACUGAGCUUCAUCAAUAUGGCACAAAUAGGCGGUUUAGUAAUCGGCCUUACGCUAACGUCUACAGUUUUCCAAAACGUUGGCUUUCGUAACGUCUCUAAUGCCCUAAGUGGAUUCGGGUAUUCGGACGCCGACUCAAGGGAGGCACUGUCCGGGUUCACAUCAACUGUCUUCUCACAGGCGACACCGGAAAUACAAGACUUGAUAGUCGAGUCUGUAUCGAAGACUAUCAAUACAGAGUACAUCUUCGUCAUAACCGCCGGUAUUGUGGAAAUUAUCGCGUCGCUGCUCAUGAAGAGGGAAAAGCUUGAGAUAAAGGGGUAA